This is a messenger RNA of Scutellospora calospora, 1740 nucleotides long. Lineage: Eukaryota; Fungi; Glomeromycota; Glomeromycetes; Diversisporales; Gigasporaceae. The record is from the annotation of a GenBank genome assembly.
AUGGAUGAAUCUCAACUAACAAAAAAUUCUGAAACAAGUGUCGUAACCACGAUUUACACACAAGCAGUCCCUGACACGAGUGGGCAGGAAAUUUUGUUAACAUUUUUAUCAGACUCCUUACCACAACGAGAUUUAGUGAAUAACGACUGGAGUAAAGAUUACCUGAAUAGACUUACGUCACUAUCAUUAGAGUCACUUAAACACGAACCAAUACUAGUCAAAGAUGAACAAUCGAAAAUACAAAAAGAGUUAGCUGAGCUUUCCUUUCGGGAGUACAAGUCAUGUAUUCACGCUAAUACGUGUUCAACCGAGAUCAAUUCCUCUCUUGAUAAUUUAAAUUUGCAUUUAUUGACAUUAAUGACAACAAUUCCAUUAUUAGAAAAAUCAUGUACUUCCUUUUCACAACAAAUAAGUCAGAAUAUUCAACAACGCGAUAAGAUUAAUACAAUUUUGGAGCAUCACGAUAAUUUGCUAGAAAUUUUAGAAAUUCCACAAUUAAUGGAUACAUGUGUUCGGAAUGGUCUUUAUUCUGAAGUAAUGGAUCUUUCUGCACACGUUGCGAGAUUAGUCUCAAGGUAUUCUACAAUCCCAUUAAUUCAACAUAUUGAACGAGAUGUGAAACAGACAAUGCAACUCAUGUUAUCAAAAUUAAUAACUCUCUUGAGUCAACAAAUAAAACUACCAAGCUGUCUAAAAGUAAUUGGUUAUCUCAGACGUAUGGAGGCGUUUGAUGAGGCUGAGUUAAGACUAGUGUUUUUGCUUUCUAGAGAUGCUUAUUUGAGAUCAUUAAUUCGUACUAUUGAUAAGGAAAAAAAAGAUCCUGUUCAUUACUUGAAAAAGUAUAUUGACAUAUUUAGAGAAAAUUUUUUCGAUAUUGUUACGCAAUAUCGUGCAAUAUUUUCUGAUGAAGGCGGUGGUUUGGCAUCAACACCUAUAUAUUCAUCAUUUAUGAUACCUCCUACACCAUCAUCUCCUUGGAUGUCGUCUUCACAGUCGGAUAUAAAUGAUAAUUUAUUGGGCAGACGUACGAUGACUGCAGCAACUGCCAUUUCUGAUUAUACAAUUCAUAUUCUUGGUCAAUUAACUUCUGUUCUUGCGGAAUUUACUCCUUUAAUCUCUGAUACUUCAUCUCUUUCAUCUAUAUUAACACAACUUAUGUACUGUGGAAUGUCACUUGGGAGAGUUGGUGUGGAUUUUCGACAUCUUGUUACUGGAUAUUUUGAGACUGCUAUUGAACAGAUAAUAAAAAAGAUGAUCACAGGUGGAACACAAGAACUUUGCGACGACUUGAAAGAGGCUUCUAAAAAUGUUGACAUGCCUAGUACAUGGAUGAUUGGUGAUAAAAAAUCCUCUAAUUUAUUGGAUCUACGACCAUCUUUGGCUUCAUCUACAUCGGCAUCUACUACUUCUUCAUUUACUCCUUUAGUUAUUCUAUUAGAUUACCCUCCAAUCGCAUAUUUGGCAAAUGCUUACCUAAUGGCCUUUAAUUCCUUACGUCUGGUAGCUCCAGUGUCUUUGUUUCAUCCACUUGGAAAACACAUUUCGCAAAAUCUUAUGUCCAUCACUGAAUUAUUACGUGAAUAUGGUGAUACUCUUGUUAAGCAUAAUCAUGAUAUCACUGUACUAAAAGGAUUCAACGCAACGUUUGCUCAAAGUUUUGUACCUUUUAUUUAUAGAUGUUUUGUUGAAGGUGUUUAUGGGGGGUUAAUGAGCGGAGAUGAUGUGAAUCAUCCUGAAAUC